AAGCGCGCCGUUUUGUUCUGUUGAGUAGUCAGAACCGUUACCCUAGUUCAGACACGUACUGCUCUCACUCUCUCUCUGUCGAUCAUUCUCCAAUCGCUGUUACCAUUUUCAUCUUCCCCGUUUCUGCUGAAGGGUUAAAUACAAGGAGUUUUCAUUGCCAAAACCUUCAAUAUUAUGGAGACUGAAGCUGACUUAAAAGAUAGCUCCCUCAUCCUGAUUAGGCAAGGAGCUGAAGCUAGGGUUUUUGAGUCUUCUUUUGUGGGAAGAAGGUCUGUUAUCAAGGAACGUUUCUCAAAGAAAUACAGACAUCCAAUUUUAGAUUCUAAAUUAACAAUCAAGCGCUUGAAUGCGGAGGCUAGGUGCAUGACCAAAGCAAGGCGACUUGGGGUUCGUACUCCUGUGCUUUAUGCUGUGGAUCCUGUGCUGCACACAUUAACAUUUGAAUAUGUUGAGGGGCCUUCAGUCAAAGAUGUCUUUCUUGAAUUUGGAUCUCUUGGUGUCAAUAAAGAACGGUUAGGCAACAUUGCGUCCCAAAUUGGCGAUGCAAUUGGAAAGUUGCAUGAUGGAGGCCUUGUUCAUGGUGAUUUAACGACAUCAAACAUGUUGCUGAAGAAUGAUGCCAAUCAGUUGGUUCUUAUUGACUUUGGUUUGAGCUUCACUUCAACUCUACCAGAAGAUAAAGCUGUUGAUUUGUAUGUCCUGGAAAGAGCUAUUCUUUCAAUGCAUUCUUCAUGUGGGAAUGUGAUGGAUCAGGUACUUGCAGCAUACCACAAGUCAUCAAAGCAGUGGUCAUCCACAUUGAACAAGCUGGCGCAAGUGCGACAAAGAGGACGAAAGAGCACCAUGGUUGGGUGAUUCUUUCUCCAGUUUCAUUUCCUUAUCAGGGAUGACAAUCGGUGAAUGGAGCGAUGUAAUUCUAUUUUUAACUUCUCCCUGUGUUUGCAUCAUGUAUCAUGCAUAUCUAUUACAGUUUUGAACUUAUAAUUGACAUCUAUUAUGACUUUUAUAAUGUGGAACUAUUUGAAACUUGAGUGUGGUUGUUAUUACUGAAUUGGUUGAAUCAGCA
Messenger RNA from Lotus japonicus, 1066 nucleotides. RefSeq lists its product as uncharacterized. Gene Ontology annotation, biological process: protein phosphorylation. The record is from RefSeq and is a predicted model, not a curated record. Gene Ontology annotation, cellular component: nucleus; cytosol; EKC/KEOPS complex. NCBI's taxonomy places the organism in Eukaryota, Viridiplantae, Streptophyta, Magnoliopsida, Fabales, Fabaceae. The coding region runs from base 175 to 855 and encodes 226 amino acids. Gene Ontology annotation, molecular function: ATP binding; protein serine/threonine kinase activity. The transcript is spliced from 7 exons.